CCCCCCCAGGUCAUCAUGAACAACCACGACGAGGACACCGAGUUCAAUGACAUCCUCCGUGCGCGUGGCAUCAUCCCCCCCAAGCGUUCGGCUGGUGAGCUCGAGGUUUCCGAGGACGCCAUCGAGGCGCUCCUGGACCACACCAUUGCCCGCCACGCUGACGGUACCGCCCGUCUGGAGCGCAUGAAUCUCGAUGAGCUGGAUGAGGUCGAGGAUGACUUUGAGGAGACUCUCCUGAUGGAGUUCCGUCAGAAGCGCAUCGCCGAGAUGCGUGAGCUCGCCCAGCGUUCGCGCUACGGGUCCAUCCAAGACAUCUCCCAGACGGACUACGUCAACGAGGUGACCAACGCCCCGGCCGGGGUGCCGGUGGUCGUGCUGAUGACCACGGCCCAGGGAUCCACCGCCUGUCGCCUGGCCUCGGCUCACCUGGUUCAGCUGGCUCAGAAGUUCCCGGCCACCAAGUUCGUCCGUGGCAUUGGGUCUCUCCUGGUGCCGGGCUACCCGGACGACCGGUGCCCCACCCUCAUGGUCUACCUCAGUGGUAAGCCCAUCCGCCAGUGGGUCGGUGCCGCGGCCCUCGGUGGCCUCAACCGCACUGUCGAUGAGAUGGAGUGGAUGCUGAAGCAGGCCCGUGCCGUUGAGAGUGACAUGGAGGAGGCUCCCCGGUCGUCGACUCGCGGCGGUGCCACCGCCAGCGAUGCCCUGCGUAGCUCGAUCUUCCGCUCGCGCGACCUCGGGGACGAUGGCUACUGAUCGGAUGUUGGCCUCUCUCCUCUUUUGAGGGGAGAAAAAAAACAAGCAAAAAAAAAACAAAGCCGAUUCCCCCUCCCUGUACUUGUGAAGUAGAUGCCCCGCCCUCAACCCCCCCCCCCCCUCUUCAGGCCGGCC
Messenger RNA from Fonticula alba, 888 nucleotides. RefSeq lists its product as hypothetical. Bases 16 to 753 code for a protein of 245 amino acids. Gene Ontology annotation, biological process: protein folding. The transcript is spliced from 2 exons. Lineage: Eukaryota; Rotosphaerida; Fonticulaceae. Gene Ontology annotation, cellular component: cytoplasm. The record is from RefSeq and is a predicted model, not a curated record.